AUGAUCGGAGGAGGCGACAAGAUCCCCAGCGUGGGCACCCUUGAUAAGCCCGAGAAUCUCGACCAACUCCUGCGCGAGGAUCGCGGCGAUGAUUGCACAUCGUGUAGAGUGGUUGGAGGCGGUGCAUUCAUCGGCCUCGCAGCUUAUAACUACCUCACCGGCAUGGCCCACCUCGAACGGCAACACGCGGCGAUCCUCAAGUCCGGCUCGAUGUUCGGAAUGAGAAGCCGCAAGCUGGGCGUUGCCAGCAUCUCGAUGGGUCUGGCUUAUCUUGGUCUAUGGAGGUUGUUCCGGUAA
Molecule: messenger RNA, 297 nt
Organism: Colletotrichum higginsianum IMI 349063
Lineage: Eukaryota; Fungi; Ascomycota; Sordariomycetes; Glomerellales; Glomerellaceae
Exons: 2
Coding region: 1-297 (98 amino acids)
Source: RefSeq, a predicted model, not a curated record